GCUGGUGUUCGGCUAUGCCUGCAAGCUGUUUCGGGAUGAUGAGAAGGCUCAGUACCAGGAACAGGGGCGACACCUUAUUCCUUGGAUGGGAGACCCCAAGAUCAUGAUCGAUAGGUCGGUGUAACACAACUCCCCAGACUCUGCUGCGAGCCCUCCUCCUGUGAUAGCCUCUUUCUGUUCCCCCCCUUGUGCUGUGGGCAGGUGAGGGCGGGGGAUGAGCAGCGGGGAUGUUCUUCGAGGGCAGCUCCCCCUGGAAAAGCGCUCCGGGGGCUGCUUUGGUGUCGCUGCAGGGCCCCCCCGGCAGCGGGAACUCGGCGUUCCCCGCUCCGGCGGCGCUGGAGGUUCCCGGCCGUGCGCGGUGGUCCCUGUGCUCCGCAGGGCGGAGCGGAGAGCGGGAAUGGGCUGUUCCUUUUCAGUGCGGACCACAAACAUCCUCUGCUUCUCACUUGGAGUCCAAGGGAGCCCGACUGCGUUGGGAAUACCUUGCUAGGCACGCUGUGUGUGUUCUCUAGGUGAGAACGGUGCAGUGUGGGCAGUGCAGAGGUGUUCACCCACCUCAGAGCAAAUGGGGAUUUCUUGUUUCUCCUACAUAAUCUGGCUGCAGGCUGUUGGUGGGACACCCCAAAAGCAAUUCUUGGCCUAAUUACUUUUUCCUUGUGCCAUGAUUCACUGUAUUAGUCAGAAUGGAGUUGAUUUUGGGUGAUUGCUGUUCAAAUUUUAUGUGAGGGGCGGCUUUUUUUUUGGUGGUUGUUCAUGCAGUAGGUCCAGGUUCGUGGCCAGAGAGAGGAAUAGAAUCCGCCUUGAUGUUCCUUCUGGUCUCUGAGUUGUUUCAGCAGUGCAGGGUGGGAUUUAGAAAUUAAUUCAUUGAGAAAGAGUUUUCUGGAUGUUGUGCUGGAGAGAGGGAAGAUGGGAGGUCAGGUUGGUUAUAUUUGAGUGGAGCACUGAAGGAAUAAUUUAAGAGUUGUGGCUGACCCUGAAAACCUCAUUGGGAAAGAUGGAAGGAUUUUGGUUUGAAAAGGAUCACAUGACAUACUGUAGAUAUUUUUUCCCUCAAUUUCAUCAUUGCUUUGGUGCUAGACUUGAUUUUCUUGUUGUGACUUAAGAGCUGCAUUUGGCUUGGAAAAAUGUCAAUAAAGGAAGGUCUUUCCACUCCCUUCCAUUAGACUGGAGAAAAAAGAGGUGCCCUUGCACUGUUUUGGUGUCUGUACUGUUAAUGACUUUUUUAUCAUUGAAAUUAGUUUGAUAAAUUGAAAUAAGCACAAACACCUGAAAAAACAACCAUAAGUGUUUGUAGCUGUGUUUUGUUCUCAGUUACGUGAGAAUGGAAGUGUUACCUUGCACACUUGUGAUCCAGAUCACUUCUGUGACAGAUCUCAUGGGUAGGUAGAGGCUGGUUUUGGGGUCCUGUGCAGUAGCAACCCCGUUCCCAGGUGGCACAGAAAUUGUAGGGAGCAAACACUGAGUAUGUGCAUGUCAGUGCACAGGCACUGAAACACCUGAAUAAUGAACCUUUGUGAGUUAAGGCAGCUUGCAAUUGCUAAUCUUAUAAACUCCUUUGGAAGCUUAGAUUCCUUUUAUCUCCAGCAGCAGGAAGUCUCCAUUAUCACCAUUUUGAGCAAAGCACAUUGCUAUGAGAAGACUUGGGUUGAAGUUUGCCUGUGGACAGAGCUUGAUUAACCAGACCUGUGUGUUUCAUUCACUUUUUUGCUGCGAGAAUAUUUACUUUCUUUGUUUUUGGUCUAGCGAGUUGGCACAAGUCAAGAGUUGUGUGUGGGAAGACACCUCAGCGGAGUCGAGUUUACUGUCACUUUACUUUUCCAAUCAGUUUCUCUUGCUGGUGCACAAACAUUAUCCCAGGGCAGUGCUUUUCCUGCAAACCAAACCGUCUCCUGGCAGACGGGAACUGUCCGUCAUUGAUCUCUGCCGGUUUUGCGGUGAAACCUCCUUAAAUUGCAUGUUUAUGUUACUGUUCCUAUGUAUGUGUGUCUCUCUAUCACAUAACCCAGAACUUAUUUCCUCAGCCAAAUGGCUAGGGGCCGAGCCUAGCCAUGAUUUUACCUCCAAUGGACGCAAGUUUCUAUGGUGAAGAUUUCUCCUGAGAGUUCGGGACUAGCAGAAAGAAGCGAGGAAAUUUCGACCGUUUGGUUCUUACGGAUAGGUAUGAUGGGCGUGGUCACCUGCAUGACCUUUCUGAAUACGAUGCUGAAUAUUCCACGUGGAACAGAGAUUAUCAGUUGUCCGAAGAGGAGGCUAGAAUUGAAGCCCUCUGUGAUGAAGAGAGAGGAGGAAUAUAAAAGACUGAGUGAAGCUUUGGCAGAGGAUGGUACCUAUAAUGCAGUGGGAUUCCGUUAUGGCAGUGAUUAUUAUGACCCUUCAGAACCCACUGAGGAGGAGGAGCAUCAACCUGCAAAACAAAGAGAAGCAGCUCAGACAGAAAAUAUAGAAGAAAAUGAAGAACCUUUUGUUGCCCCUCCGGGACUGAAUGUCCCCUCUGAUGUGGAACUGCCGCCGACAGCGAAAAUGCACGCGAUCAUCGAGCGAACGGCCAACUUCGUGUGCAAGCAGGGAGCGCAGUUCGAGAUCAUGCUGAAGGCCAAGCAAGCGCGCAACUCCCAGUUCGACUUCCUGCGCUUCGACCACUACCUCAACCCCUACUACAAGUUCAUCCAGAAGGCCAUGAAGGAGGGACGAUACGCUGCCCCUUCCGAGAGCAAAACGGACGAGAAGAAACACUCGAGAGUCAAAUCUGAGGAAGAUGAUGAUGAUGAUGACGACGAUGAUGGAAAUUAUCUGCAUCCGAGUCUCUUUGCCUCUAAAAAAUGCAGUAGGCUUGAAGAGCUCAUGAAGCCUUUGAAGGUGGUAGACCCUGAUCACCCACUUGCAGCCCUGGUGCGCAAAGCCCAGUCAGAUAAUAACUCAUCCACAGCACAGUCAGCAGACGGAGCAGCUGUGCAGACAUCCCAGGCAGAAUACUCCUCUGAUUCCACGGUGGCAGCCAUGUAUUACAGCUACUACAUGCUCCCUGAUGGCACCUAUUGCCUGGCACCUCCACCUCCAGGAAUAGAUGUUGCCACCUACUACAGCACCUUGCCCGCAGGGGUGACUGUGUCCAGCACUACAGGGGUAGCAACAGUGCCUCCCCCCCCUGGCACCACACCUCCACCUCCCCCAGACACCAGUGACAGCAGCAGUGGCUUGACUUCCACCACAACAUCUACAAGCACAAUUGCUCCCGUGGUUGCCAUUAUACCUCCACCUCCAGAUAUCCAACCUGUCAUUGAUAAGCUGGCUGAGUAUGUUGCUAGGAAUGGGGUAAAAUUUGAAACCAGUGUUCGUGCCAAGAAUGAUCUCAGGUUUGAGUUCCUGCAACCAUGGCACCAGUAUAAUGCUUAUUAUGAAUUUAAAAAACAGUUCUUCCUUCAAAAAGAGAGCAGUGACAACUGCCAGGGAGUCUCUUCCUCUGAAGAUGUUCCAGCAGACGCUGCCAGCGAUACCCCAAGCGAGACUCAGUUUGCAGAUGAACAUGCACCUGAAGAUGCAUCUGAGCCAAGCUCUAAAGGAGUUCCAGGAACUAAAAAGGAUGUUCCUCCUCCUAAAGCUGUCAGUGAUGGCAAACUGGUGAAAGCAUCGUUUGCUCCAAUAAGCUUUGCAAUCAAGGCCAAAGAAAACGACCUUCUUCCUUUGGAGAAAAACCGUGUGAAAUUAGAUGAUGACAGUGAUGAGGAGGAGGAGGAGGGAAAGGAAGGCCAAGAGAAUGCCAACAGUGCUUCAAACCAUACCCCAGCAGUUACCACACCUUGUGCUGCUCCAGAAGAGAAAAAACCUCAACUUACACAGGAGGAGUUGGAAGCUAAACAAGCAAAGCAGAAACUAGAGGACAGAUUAGCAGCUGCUGCAAGGGAGAAGCUUGCACAGGCCUCCAAAGAAUCCAAGGAGAAGCAGCUACAAGCAGAGCGCAAAAGGAAAGCUGCCCUGUUCCUGCAGACCCUGAAAAACCCUCUGGCAGAGGCAGAAACUGAGAAAAUGGAAGAGAAUUCCUUCAGUAACGAGAGUGUCAACAGUAUACCAUGUCCUGUGACUGCAGUCAGAGCUUUACCCACCUUGGAAGUUAAACAAGCAGAAAGGCCUUCAAGCAGAAGCAGAGACCUUCCCAGGGAUGAAGAAAAGGAGAAGAAAAGGAAAAAACACAAGAAAAGAUCUCGGUCGAGAUCUCGAUCACCAUUCAAGUAUCAUUCAUCAUCCAAGUCCAGGUCUAGAUCACACUCAAAAGCAAAGCACUCACUUCCCACUGCCUAUAGAACUGUCAGGCAUUCAAGGUCCCGAUCCAGGUCGCCCAGGAGAAGGGCUCACAGCCCAGAGAGGCGGCGGGAGGAGAGGAGCGUUCCCACGGCCUAUCGGAUCAGCAACAGCCCCGGCAACAGCAGGAAACGGCCCCGCUCCAAAAGUCCCCAUGAAAAGAAGAAGAAGAGGCGGUCUAGAUCACGUACCAAAUCCCGAGCCAGGUCUCCCUCGCCAUCCAUGUCACCGGGCAAACCAUCCACACACAAAAAUUCUGUACAUUCAACUAGUGUCUCUCCUGUGGAGAGUAGGGAAUCCAGCCAGGAACGCUCCAGGGGAGUUUCUCAGGAAAAAGAUGGCCAAAUCUCUUCAGCAAUCGUGUCUUCAGUGCAGAGUAAAAUCACUCAGGAUCUUAUGGCCAAAGUGAGAGCAAUGCUUGCAGCUUCCAAAAACAUCCAAACUAGUGCCUCCUGAGACCUGCUGAACUGAUAGUCAAGAAAUUGUGUGAAAAAGAACAAUUGAAAAAAAAAACUGCCUCAUCUCAAAUGUACAGCUGAGCUUGGCUCACUUGGUUCACAACUCGUCUGAUUUACCAGAACUCGAGGAGCUAAAACCUAUCUUUCUGUACAGAAGCAUCUCCUUGAAAUUUCAUGGAAUUUUUUUCAGGCAGAAUAUCUUUGGAAAGUUUUUGGGUUUUGUAAAUUGAUUUUUUUUUUUGACUAAUUCCUCAGUAACAUUUUAUGAUCAGCAGUCUAUAUGUGUAUAUUUGUAAAUACUAUGUUUCUGUGAAAAGUAUUACACAAUAAUAAAGAAGGAAACAUCUUUCAUUAGCUA
Messenger RNA from Neopelma chrysocephalum (saffron-crested tyrant-manakin), 5112 nucleotides. RefSeq names its product splicing factor SWAP (gene SFSWAP). Lineage: Eukaryota; Metazoa; Chordata; Aves; Passeriformes; Pipridae. Gene Ontology annotation, biological process: RNA processing; mRNA 5'-splice site recognition. The transcript is spliced from 18 exons. The record is from RefSeq and is a predicted model, not a curated record. Gene Ontology annotation, molecular function: RNA binding. Bases 2080 to 4752 code for a protein of 890 amino acids.